Molecule: messenger RNA, 1660 nt
Organism: Sinocyclocheilus rhinocerous
Lineage: Eukaryota; Metazoa; Chordata; Actinopteri; Cypriniformes; Cyprinidae
Gene: gpkow
Product: G patch domain and KOW motifs
Exons: 11
Coding region: 19-1548 (509 amino acids)
Biological process (GO): mRNA splicing, via spliceosome
Cellular component (GO): spliceosomal complex
Molecular function (GO): nucleic acid binding
Source: RefSeq, a predicted model, not a curated record
CUUUAACACACAACAAACAUGGCGUCGCUGGAGCGGCAUCAGGAGCGUGAAACACUGAAGGAUAAUAUUAGCCAAGAUGAUGGAGGCAAAAAAUCUGGCCCAAUAUCUUUCGGUUUUAGUAAAACUUUGAGUAAGGUUAAAUCUGGGAAAGCGGAAGAGCGAGAUUAUUUAGUUGAAGUCGAAGGGAAGGAACUUAAAGGAACCAAACCGGUGGAGAAACCGAAGGAGCUGGUCAUCCCGUUGAUCCACAAGAACCGCUGGUACCGGCAGGAUGCUGAGCGAGAGGACAAGAGCCGGGAAGACAAGAGCAGAGACCCGUCCCAGCAGGAGCAGGACACGGUGGAGUCUCAAGCCGUCAAAGAACUCAUCGAAGAGUCUCAAAAGCACCAGGAGAGAUGGAAGAACGGACCGCAGAUGGAUCCCAACUUUGCCAUUCCUCUUCUCAUGCAGAACCAGGCCCCUCAGGGUUUUGAGGAUGGAGACAAAGUCAAAGUGGAUUUGCGACCAGAGUCGUCCACAGAUGCCGACUAUGAACGUGUUCCUGUGGAGGCUUAUGGGUUGGCCAUGCUGAAGGGAAUGGGCUGGAAGCAAGGAGAGGGAAUCGGACACACAUUUAAACAAGAUGUGAAGCCCAUAGAGCAUCAGUUAAGGCCUAAAGGGCUGGGUUUGGGUGCCGAUCGCUCUGCUAUUAAAGACCUGGAGCCUGGUGUCCCCAAGAGACCUCCUAAACCUGGUGAGGAGAAGAAGGAAGAGGAGACGCUGGUUCUGGGACCUGGAGGAUGUGUGCAGGUCCUGGCAGGAGCCCAUAAAAACCUGUACGGGAAAAUAGAGGGAGUGGAUCCAGAUAACGCCAGAGUUGUAGUUAAACUUGCCAUUGGUGGCAAGACAGUAACCAUUAUCCAGCACUCUUUAAAAUUAGUCAGCCGUAAGGAAUACGACAAAAACAGCAAAGACCUUAGUCGUCUUAGUAAAGCACACAAGGACAAAGAGAGAGAAAAAGAGCGGGAACAGCAGAGGGAACGAGAGGAGAGGUUAAACGGCAAAGAUGACAGAGGAAAGACAGACAGAGAGAGAGAGAGGGAGAAGGACAGAGAGAGAGAUCAGAAGAAAAGAAAACCCAGAGAAUCAAGUACAGACAGAGAGAAGCCUCCUCCAGCAAAAGAGUCGCGGCCCUCACCCCCAGCCCCCUCAUGGCUCCAAAGAGACCUCCAUGUGCGAUUCAUAGAUAAAGCAUUCAAAGGAGGCAAAUACUACAACUCAAAGAUGAGAGUCGAGGACGUCUUGACGCCCCACACCUGUGUUUGUCGUACAGAGGAGGGCAGACUGCUGGAUGAUAUAAGACAGAAGAUGCUAGAGACCAUUGUACCCAAGAACGACUCAGACUACAUUAUGGUGGUUCUGGGAGAACACAGAGGACAGGUGGGCCGCAUCCUGAAGCGAGACCGAGAGAAGUGUCGAGCCAUGGUUCAGCUGGACCGGCACGAGGAGCAGGUGUUCGCACUCGACUAUGACGCCAUCUGUCGUUAUGUGGGCGGAACAGAACACUGAGAGGCCAAAUGGAUGAUAUGACACACCCUUCAUCAUCCCAACCUUAUUCUGACGGCAACAUGAGUUGUGAUUGGCUUUUUCCUUACAUUGCUAGAGACCAACAUAUCAGAUA